Molecule: messenger RNA, 4147 nt
Organism: Salpingoeca rosetta
Lineage: Eukaryota; Choanoflagellata; Craspedida; Salpingoecidae
Exons: 1
Coding region: 1543-3600 (685 amino acids)
Biological process (GO): protein dephosphorylation; negative regulation of MAPK cascade
Cellular component (GO): cytoplasm
Molecular function (GO): protein tyrosine/threonine phosphatase activity; MAP kinase tyrosine/serine/threonine phosphatase activity
Source: RefSeq, a predicted model, not a curated record
AUUUUUUCCAUUGCGCGUCGCACCGCUGCAUCCCACCUUACCCACUGCCAUCUCGUCACUUACCGUGCUUAGCUCGUUCGCGUGCGACCUUGCACACGCUGCCAUCCCCGCCGCCCCCAACGUCUCAGCAGCAUCUACCUUUGCGGUUCGCCAACCACCGACCCACCCGACCAAUCUGCUGGCAGUCAGGAGUACCCAAGCACCCACAGAACCAACCAGCCCACAAGCAAACCUACGCAACGUGCCAACCCACGCAACCAACCAACCAACCCAUCUUGAGCCGUGUGCCAUCGUCGGGAGACCUUUGGCCCCAAGAAUCAAAUCUCAACACACACGCAACAAGCGCCCGCCCACGUUCUGCUUCGUCCUUUCUGCACGAUUGUAACCUACCCCUUCUCCCCACUUCCCCCGAAACCAAUUGCCGCAAGAUCUCAUCAUCCAACCGCAGCAACUAAGAGCUACACGCGCCCACCGCCACAGACACCACCACCAACGCCAAACGCCGGCUUCUUGCGUCCUCACGCGCACUCUCCCAUCAUCACUUGCGUCGCGUCGUUUCUGCGAAACUGCAUCCAUCCAGUUUCUGGCGUGCAACAACUACUGCACCUUACACACACACUCGCGGCUUCCCCUGCUCCCGUGUUGCGUCCUCCACAGCAACGCAAGCUCCCUGCAACCCAAGUGUUUAACACACGCGCACCAAACCCUACACACGCGAAGCAACACAUCAUCAGCCUUCAUUUAUUGCUCCCACCCUUCCCACCAUCAUCAUCGACCGCAACAGCAACGGCAACAGCAACAGCACAUCUCCUCCGCCCACUUCGUUUGCGCUGCGCUUUCAAACCAAACACCAGCCGAUAUCCCUCUCGUCUUCCCUUGAAGUAUCUGUUCUUCUUUCACCGCUACGUGUUUCGUUUGAACCACCCGCUUCCCGUUGACUUUCUCUUUGAGCGUGUUUGAAUCACCGCACCCGCGCGACUUGCUUCAUCUUGGUGGCUGUAGCUGUUGUGCCUUCCUCCCCCCUGGCGUUGUGCUAACCCGUUUCAUCUCUUUAUCAACGGCACAACAUCACAUCACCACACCACAACACACCACAACACCACAACACAACACAACACAACAAGCCACCAACGACAACCUCCUUCCUUCCAGUCCCCUUCUUCUUGCCUUCUCUUCCUGCCCCAAUCGACUGCCUCGUUCUUCCAACGAGACUUGCCGUUGCGUUCGCUGGCUUGUGUUGCUUUGACACCGCCUUUGAUUACGGUUCUCCAUCAUCACAUCACAGCACCAACGUUCUGCCGCACGCCCAUUCCCCCCUCCCUUGACCCUUCUCUGAUUCUUCUUCUCUGAUUCUGAUUGCGGAGUGCCUCUCCUCGUUGCUUCGGCCCUCUUUCAUCCAUCCAGCUCUCUCGCUCCCUCCCUUUCAUCUCUGCUCUCCCCGUUCUUCUUUCUUUCUUUCUUUCUUUCUUUCUCUCCCUCCCUCCACCUUCAUUUCUCCGCCAUCCCGUCUCCCCACCCAAACACCUCCGCUUCCAUCACCGCAUGAGCCGCGCCCGCACACCGCCGCCGCCGCCAGCAGCACCACAGGCCACCAUGGACGCCCUCUCAUACGCAGGCAACACGCAUGACGCCCAGCACCACCCGCAUCACGGCAUCGGCCCCAUUGCAUGCCCGCCGAGCCAGCUGCCGCACCUCCACCACCAUGCACAGCAGCCCAUCGCCACCAGCACAAUGAUGGACCAGGCAAACGACGCGUUGCACGCGUACGCCAACCACAGCCACUUCAACAACACCAGCGGUGCCGUGAACGAUGAGGUGGCACACGACAUGCUUGCACACGGCAUGCCAGGCUCCACCUCCGCCAACGCCGUGCUCUACCACGGCCAAUCACGCCACCGCUUCAGCCAGAGCAUGCUGCCUGAUAUCCCCGAGGACAUGCCUCUUGAUGAUGAGCUGGUAUCACCCCGCCCUCAACAGCAACAGCAGCACCAGCAGCGGCCAUUCACCGUCGCAGGCCACCGCACGCGGCACAUGCAGUACGCAAGCAACAGCACCGGCUUUGCGCAUGCUUCCAUGCAUGCAAGCAACAUGAUGGACACCGAUCACCAACACGGGCCCAGCAUGCAUCAGCGCCAGCUCCCGCGCCACCACAGCGACACAAUGCUUGCGCACGGCUACGAUCAGCAGCGCCAGGAGCAGCUCAUGCUGCAGCACCACCUGCACAUGGCACAACACGACCAGCAGCAGCAGCAGCCUGAUUUUCACAGCGCACAAAUGCUUGCAUGCAAGCAGCAGCAGCAGCAGCAGCAACAGGCCCACGGCAGCAUGUUCACGCGUCUCGACAGCGGGCUCGAUUCCCACCACGAGGACCAAGGCUUCAUGCCAACGCCAAACUUCAACACUACCACCACCACCACCACCACCACCAACAACAACAACAACAACAACAACAUGCAGCACAUGGAGCCACACCCGUCGUUUCCAAGCCCGUUUUCAACUCGCUCCUCUGGCGAGUUGGAGGACAACAACAGCAGCAGCAACAACAACACCGCUGCGGACGAUAUGGGCACAGAGGCGCCACCACGAACCCCGCACCAUCUCCAGCCGUGCCCUCGUGACCAGCCAGACGGCGCAGAGUACAUCAACCCAGACACGCUGGCGCACCUGCUUGCCUUCCAGCCGGAGCACGUGCUGCUGCUGGACUGUCGCGCCACGCUCGACUUCAACCUCUCGCACAUCCGCGGCGCCACUCCCGUGUGGUUCUCGCGGCUCAUGCUGAAGCGCCUCAAGCGCAAGGCAGGCACCAUCACCAUCACAGACCUUCCAGAUGCACAGACGGAAGCGCUGUCGAAGCGCCACGACGCAAACGUGCUCACGGUCAUCUACGACGAAGACUGCUCGUACUCCAUGGGAGAUGACAACGCCGUGAGCAUGCUGCACAACAUGCUGCGGGCAGAGGGGCUGCAGCCCAUGCUGCUGCGUGGCGGCUUCAAGGCCUUCCGUCGCCUGGUGGACGGUGACUUGGUUGUCUCGCAGCACGAGGAGGACACGCACCCGCGCGCACCGCGCCUGCAACGCGUGCUCCAGCCGCAUGACCUCUCCAUCAACGACUCUGUGCUGCGCAUCCCCGCCUCCAAGAUCUUCAGCUACCUCUUGGUCGGCAACGCACGCCAGGGCCACAGCAGCGAGUUUAUGGCCGAGCACAACAUCACGCAUGUGCUCAACGUGAGCGAGGAGCCGUGCGCGAGCAACGUGUUCCUGAUGGUGCAGUGCAUGCAAGUGCCAUUGAUGGACGGGCCUGGCCACGACCUGCUGUCCAUCCUGCCACAGGUCAUUCAGUUCAUUGAGUCUGCCCGGUGCAGUGGCGGCCGCGUCCUGAUCUACUGCAGCAACGGCCUCUCCCGCUCCAUCGCCAUCCUCCUUGCGUACAUGAUCUCCACUCGCAAGUACUCGCUCACCUCGGCCUACCGCACGGUGCAGACGCUGCGCCCGCUCGCCGCCCCGCACGUGUGCUUCCUCACGCAGCUUGUUGAGUACGAAGGGAUUGUGCGCCAGGCGUCACAGCACUGCAAGCGCCGCACACGCUCAGCCGAUGUCUGAUGCACGUGCCAAACGGAGAUAGAGAGAGUGUGUGCGAGUGCGUGUGCGAGUGCGUGUGCGUGUGCGUGUGCAUGUGCAUGUGUGUUCAUCGUUCAUUUGUUCAUCGUUCGCUCGUUCCUUCCACGAACACGCAUGCCCACUGCCGUAUGCUGGCCAUUCUUACUUGCUCCUUGCGCCCCUCAGCCACCACAUCUCGCUCUCGCGCGCGUGUUUGCAUCCGUGCAUGCGUCUGUGUUAGUGUGGUUUUGCCUGAGGUGGCUUGCAGACCUGUAUUGUUUGGUCGUGCGCUUUGGUACUAAGAUCUCUCUUUGUUAUUGUCAACCCCCCCCCGCCCGCUGGCUUCCUGCUGCUGAUGUUUUCGCUUAAUUGUCUCUCCCCCUAGCUGGUGUUGCCAGCACCGUAACAAGCACCAAAGGCUUCCAAAGCAUUGCAUGCAUGGUUGCUUUCGCUUUUAGCUUUGAUGACGAGCGUUUGCUGCGUCUAACUGAUCAACCAAUCAACCAAUCAACCAAUCAACACCAAAGCCAUAAACGCGCUUAACUCGAAA